Messenger RNA from Callithrix jacchus (white-tufted-ear marmoset), 928 nucleotides. Lineage: Eukaryota; Metazoa; Chordata; Mammalia; Primates; Cebidae. The record is from RefSeq and is a predicted model, not a curated record.
CAGCCGCGAUUUGCACGGAGCUCCGCCAGCCGGAGAGUGUCCUCAUGGGUGUUUCUCCGGGCAAGGCUUUCAGCAUCCCAAGGUUCUCUAGCUGCUCUAGCCUCAGUCCUGUGUUCCCACGUGGGAACGCAGUCUUCACACAUGACUGGCGCUAGAGUAGCUGGGACUUCAGGAUGCCUUCCUCUCUCAGGGAAUGUCCUGAAAAUUCUGCCAACUCCCACUGACGUGGGACGGGAACGCAGAACUGGUGACAAGCUGUCAUCGAUGUUUCUGACACUUGGGCCUUGCACACGCACGCUGAGAACCGCUGGCCACCUGUCGGCUGUGCGCACACGCAGUGACGGAGCUGUCAGAGGUGCGCAUGCACGGUUGGGCUUACCUGCUUUGCCUGGCGCGCCUUGGCUGCUUGGCUUCGCUUGUUAUUGGCUCUGAGUUUGGAAAUAUCGGAGUUUCCUGGUUGGAGGUGGUGGCUGCCCAGAGUGGCUUGGUCUUAUUGGGCCCCUGAGGCUUUGAUAGGUGGAAUGGUGCUGAGGUGUCUCUAAUAACCUCCGCCAUGAAAAGGAUCUCUGGUUCCCAGGACCAGAAGGGCCAGGGGCCUAGUGGCUUCUUCACCUGCUGGUGGAGGAGCAGCAGGGGUGAUGUUGCUGAGCGCGAUGACAGCACCUUCGCCCAGCGUGGAUACAACAUCCGAGGGAAACAUCUCGGCAAGCUCCACAGAGCCGCUAGCCGGGGUGACGUCUUCAGGGUGCAGCUCAUCCUUAUGCGCGGGAACGUUGACUUGGAUGAGAGAGACAAGAAGAAGAGAAGGAGCAUCAAACAAAAUGGCAUGCUUGGGAGGAGAAGCAGCAGGUGCAAAAGGCAAUGGGAAAUUUACCAGGUGGAGUGCUUUGGGCUGCAAAUACCAAAGGACCUGACUAACAGUGACUAA